Nannizzia gypsea CBS 118893 is the source of this 2067-nucleotide messenger RNA. Its product is annotated as pescadillo. The record is from RefSeq and is a predicted model, not a curated record. Gene Ontology annotation, cellular component: nucleolus; PeBoW complex. Gene Ontology annotation, molecular function: RNA binding. The transcript is spliced from 3 exons. Gene Ontology annotation, biological process: ribosome biogenesis; maturation of LSU-rRNA from tricistronic rRNA transcript (SSU-rRNA, 5.8S rRNA, LSU-rRNA). The coding region runs from base 1 to 2067 and encodes 688 amino acids. NCBI's taxonomy places the organism in Eukaryota, Fungi, Ascomycota, Eurotiomycetes, Onygenales, Arthrodermataceae.
AUGGGGAAGAUUAAGAAGAAAGGUACUGUCUACUCCAGAACCUCUGGCCAGGCCAAAAACUACAUUACAAGAACACAGGCCGUGAGAAAGCUGCAAAUUUCACUCCCCGAUUUCAGGCGACUAUGUAUUUUUAAGGGAAUCUAUCCUCGCGAACCUAGGAACAAGAAAAAGGCCUCAAAGACAGCAACCCCAAACACCACUUUUUACUACACUCGAGAUAUACAAUAUCUGCUUCAUGAGCCACUCCUAAAUAGGUUUCGCGAACAGAAAGCCCUUUCAAAGAAGAUUGCCAGAGCCCUCGGACGUGGCCAGGUUGGAGAUGCAUCACGCUUGGAGAAGAACCUUGCACCAAAGCUUACCCUUGAUCAUCUUGUCAAGGAGCGCUAUCCUACAUUCAUCGAUGCUCUGCACGACCUAGAUGAUGCUUUGUCGCUACUAUUCCUUUUCGCCAACCUCCCAUCUACUGCAACCGUUCCCCCAAAGACCAUCGCCCGCUGCCAAAGGCUAUGCCAUGAAUUUCAGCAUUACCUGAUUGCGACCAACUCGCUUCGCAAAUCUUUCCUCUCGAUAAAGGGAAUCUACUAUCAAGCUACAAUCCAGGGUCAGGAUAUAUUAUGGCUCGUUCCAUACCGCUUCGUGCAGCAGGUAGCUGGCGAUAUUGACUUCAGAAUCAUGGGAACAUUUGUAGAGUUCUACACAACUCUGCUUGGUUUUGUUAACUUCCGUCUGUAUACCUCCAUUGGACUUGUGUAUCCUCCAAAGUUUGAUGUUAGGAGUGAUGAGCAGGGCGCAGAGCUUGCGGCCUUUACUUUGGAAGGCAGGAAAAUUGAAGAUGGCAACCAUGCUGCUAUCGAAGCCGCCGAAAAUAAAGAAUCAGAAUCAGUUUCAAAGGAGGUUCAGGAAAAAGUUAACACAAUCCUAAAGAAUGUCAAAAUCGACACGACCUCUGAAGCCCCAGCAGAGGAGACUCCGGCUGAACGUGAGGAUGCAAUUGAUACCUUUGAGCCAACAGCGCCAGAUGCGGACACUCUCCCCCAGCCGCAAAUUAGUGGGAAUGAAGCUGCCGCCUUAUUUGCACCACUUACCAUUUUCAUCUCAAGAGAAGCCCCUCGUGCGCCUCUUGAAUUUCUGCUACGUGCCUUUGGCUGUAAGCGUGUAGGAUGGGAUUCCGUGCUAGGAGACGGAGCAUUCACGCAUAACGAAUUGGACCCCAGGAUAACACAUCAAAUUGUUGAUCGUCCCCCUCUCGCAGAGUCGGCCCUUCCUCCAUUACCCCAGAAUCCUCAAGAAGGCGAAGAAUCAAUUCCUAGAGUACGACCUGGGCAUAGAAUUCCCGGUCGGAUAUACAUCCAGCCCCAAUGGGUAUGGGACUGCGUGAAUGAUGGGAAGCUUCUCAGGCCAGACCUCUAUGCACCUGGUGCUAUUCUACCUCCUCAUCUUAGCCCAUGGGUUAAGCCAUCUAAUGGCGAGUAUGACCCUCGAAUGAGCCUGGCGGACCAAGAAGAAGAAGGCGAAGCCGAGAGGGCUGCCGAGGAAGAGGAGGAGAGUGAAGAGGAGGAAGAGGGAGAGGAAGAAUCUGCAGAGGCGGAUGAGAAGGAAGGUGCCGUUGAUGAAGAAGAAGAAUCUGAUAAAGAGUCACUAAAUGGUGGCAUGGAUAUUGCAAACUCAGAUGAGGAUGAAGAGGAAGACAGCGACGCCGAUGCGGAUGAAUCUUUUGGUGGCUUUGGCGAGGAGCCAGACUUCAACGAAGAAUCCGAAGAUGAAGCUGAUGCAGCCCAGAAACAGCAUCAAAAGGAGCUAGAAGCGGAAGCAUUGGGUCUGCAGCCGGUAAACGAGCCCGAGUCGGCAAAGAAAUCGAAGAAGAAGGGCCAGGGAGCCAAGUCCAAGCAGUACGCCGCCGAGAAAAAGAAGGCCGAAGAAGAACUUGAACGGCAGAAGAUGAUGCUCAGCCGGAAGAAGCGAAAAUUGCUCGAUAAAAUGCUGUACUCGAACAAGAAGAAGGAGGAAGAAGCAGAGAAGCUCAGAAGGAAACGACGGAAGAUUGAGCAGGGUCUUACGAAAAAAUGA